This is a messenger RNA of Saccoglossus kowalevskii, 1463 nucleotides long. RefSeq lists its product as uncharacterized. Gene Ontology annotation, molecular function: RNA binding; RNA methyltransferase activity. The record is from RefSeq and is a predicted model, not a curated record. Lineage: Eukaryota; Metazoa; Hemichordata; Enteropneusta; Harrimaniidae. Gene Ontology annotation, biological process: RNA processing.
AUGAAGCAACCAAUAUACAUGUAUGUGAUCACUGUGCAGUGUGUUCAACAUCACCAUGGAAAAGGAAACUUCAAACGACAAUCCUGUUUCAACCAGCAGGCAUGGAGCCAGUACAGUGAAGAGGAUUUAUUCAAAAUACUUUCAGAUGCUGUCACGCCAUUAUGGAGAUUACCAUAUCAACAACAACUACAAUUAAAAUACAGUGUGAAUCAAGAUAUUCUCAGACUUUUGACUCAGAGAACUCAUUACAUUGGUGAUAGCGAACAUUUGGACUUUAUCCAAUUUUCCAAUAAGAAUGAUGGACUACCUUGUGUUAUUGAAAAUACAAAACCAUCUCCACAAACAGAAAGCACUAGGAACAAGUGUGAACUUUCAGUUGGAGUAGGUUACCAUGGUGACAGGAAGACAGUUUAUGAAAAAUUUCUUAGAAGUUCAUCGCUGGAUGUAAUGUUAGAUUUCCAAGAUGGUGGAUUUUGGAGGCAUUGUACUGUACGAACCAACCUUAAAGGUGAUGUCAUGGUUGUUGUCAAAAUACAUCCACAGAAUUUAUCAAAGGAUGAACUAAGGAAGCAUAAAGAUGAACUGAAAAACCAUUUCCUUCACAGUCUUAAAAAUGAUAUCACAUCAUUGUAUAUUCAGGAAAGCAUUCAUAUGAGAGAAACUCAUGAAUCAUGUCCAUAUGAAUUACUCUACGGGGAACCAUACAUAUAUGAGAAGAUACUAAACAAGUUCAAGUUCAGGAUUUCACCGGAUUCAUUCUUCCAGACCAAUACACUCGCAGCUAAUGUUUUAUAUAAGACUAUAAAAGACUUGUGUCAAGUCACAAAUGACACUACAUUAGUUGACAUAUGCUGUGGUACUGGCACUAUUGGGAUUGUAAUGGCGGAGUCUGUCAAGAAAGUUAUUGGUAUUGAAUUGAUCAGCCAGGCAGUAGACGAUGCUAAACUCAAUGCAAAACUCAAUAAUGUAACAAAUUCAGAAUACUUAUGUGGGCGUGCUGAGAGAAUCAUCCCAGACUUGAUGCCAACUUUGGUGAAUGAAACUGACAUAGUAGCUGUAGUGAAUCCUGGUAGAGCUGGCUUACACUCUAAAGUUAUCAGAACCUUGCGUAAUUGUGAGUUUAUUAACGACUUGGUUUAUGUGUCUUGUAAACCACAAGGUGAAGCAAUGAAAAACUUCACAGAUCUGUGCUGUCCACCAAUAAAGAAGCUAUAUGGUCGACCUUUCACCCCAAUCAAGGCUGUUCCCGUUGAUAUGUUUCCCCAUACAAAUCACUGUGAAUUGGUUAUUUUGUUUGAGAGGUAGUGGCAGAUUGGAAAUCAACUUGGCAAUGCAUCAUGGGAUAUAAACAUUGUGGCGCAAGCUGUAUAUAGGGAAUACAAUAAUCUCCAUUAAAAUUUGAAUCUGAUUUCUGAACGCAUGUCACAUGUAAGUUUGAGGAAAGUGAGCAGAGGUGAUUCCAG